Messenger RNA from Phragmites australis (common reed), 951 nucleotides. RefSeq lists its product as uncharacterized. The transcript has a single exon. Lineage: Eukaryota; Viridiplantae; Streptophyta; Magnoliopsida; Poales; Poaceae. The record is from RefSeq and is a predicted model, not a curated record. The coding region runs from base 215 to 802 and encodes 195 amino acids.
CGGUGAAAUGUACAGUACGUGUCAGGGAGGAGAAAGAUGCUCUGAAGAGUACCGAAGCUUGCCUCCUGGCGGCAAGAGUAGGGUGGAAGCAGGACUGCAGGAGUAACCGAAGAGAGCACGGCAAUGAGGGGGGAUAGGAAUAGAUUACAACAGCAAGCAUGGUGACAACAGCAAGCAUGAUACGUGCUCGCCUGCCAGGCACAGGCAAGAGAACAUGCGGCUGAACGAGCACAAGGGGAAGUCCAUGUGGGACAAGGCGGCGGCGGUGGCAGGUGCGACUCAUCAUGGCAACGACGGCAAGAACGCAUCCGAGUCUGGCAAGAAACGGACGAGGCUGUGGGAAGCCGCCGGCAGAGUUCGAGGAGAGGAACAAGUCGCUGAGGCAGCACGGGAGGAGGCCUUGAAAUGCGCUGACCAGUCGUUCCUGUCGCUGACAAUCUCACCGAAGGCGGCCACGAACCUGACCACGGAGGAGGCACUGGCGCGGCAGGCCAAGCUGAUCGCGCGGCGGCGGAGCCUGGGCAUGUCGCUGGCGGUGGGCGCGAUGGCGUGGUCGGUCGACGCGCCGUGCCUGCCAUUGCUCGCGGGGCUCUUCGCCGUGGUGAGCGUGUCCAUGCGCAGCGUGUCGCAGUCCUGCGCCGCCCUGCGGAAGGGCGGGCCGGCCGCCGAUGCCGUGGCGCUGCUCAGCCUCAACUGGGUUCUCCUGGGCGUGCUCACCUCGCCCAUGCUGCCGGGCGUCGCGCGGGCCGUCGUCCCGCGCGUCCUCGGCCCGGUCCUUACCUGGCCUCUGCUUUGGUGUUGACCCAGGGUAUCAACGGAAACAAAUCACAAUAUUUGCUUUGGAGAUUGUGUGCUCCUUAUAUUUAUCAUCAAGAUCAAAACUCUAGUACGCCUUUAUAAAUCAACAGAGCGAGUAAGUAUGCAGCCAACAUCGGAACAACCCAAUCUGCC